AUGGCCACCGCCAUUACCAUCCAGGCCACUUCUUCCGGCCCGGCAGCCGCAGGUCUGCCUUCAAUCCAUCCAGCUUCUACUCUUAGUGCUUUUCAUACUCGACACCAACAUCACCAACAUCAACAUCCCCGAAUGAGCUCGACCACUUCUCCUGUCACUUCUCUCACCAACUCCCCCUCGGCCUCUUCUGCUUCUUUUUCGUCCGUUGCGACCCCCAACACAGUGCCAGCAAUUAACACCGGCGCUACCUCUGUAGCUACUAGUACUUCCGCUAACCACUCUGCCCUAAAUAACACUAUUGCCGCAACAACUUCACUGCUUGUUGGUAGUGUAUCCUCUCGUGGCCCCACUGGCCGCGAUGGGGUCAGCUGCGACGCCUGCCUCUUCCGCAAGAGUCGCUGUGCAAUGAACGAAUUGGUUAACAAGUGCUACUCGUGUGAAUUCCAUCGCCAGGAUUGCACUUUUAGUCUUGCCAACAGUGCCUUGACUGAAGCAACCUCACCGCAGUCCAGGAAAAGAAAGCUGGAAGAUUUUGUAGAGGCUGAAUCGACCAAAAGACAAUCAAUAGAAGUUCCUCGACCAGAGUCGGCAACAAAAGAAAUGGUCCCUCCACCCACCACCGCCACCACCAACAACACUAACCUAUUGGCCUCCCCUCGACUCUCAUACCAAUCAAGCCAACACAUCGGCCUAACCACAGAACUCGAACCCAUCCUUUUUGAGCAUAUCCCCCUCGACACCAACGAUGAAAGUGAGCUUUCGUCCACCCAUAAAAUCCGCCGCUUCGCCGAAGAUGGCAUAUUUAUGCGAAUCAUGAACCCGGACUCGAAAGAGACGUCUACCAUUUCUCUUGAUGCUAUUGAGACUUUAGUUGCCCCUUAUGGCUCGACGUUGGUCGAUAAGUUCUUUGAAAAGAUCCAUCCCGUCUUUCCAGUGUUGAUGGAGGAUUCGUUUCGACAGUCUUAUCGUACUCGACGGGGACUGUCGCCCUUGCUGCUGGCGGCUGUUUAUACAUUGACACUGAAAUAUCUUGAAUUCGAGCCUGCGGCCCGCUCAGCACGGAAACCGGAUGUUAAACGAAUGGAGGAUACAGCCAUGAAACUAUUGACUGAGUCUUUGCCACAUGCCGACAUUACUACUAUCCAAGCCGGUAUGCUCAUCAUGCAACGGUCAUCACUCAACACGUCGUCUUUGAACGGGCAAUUGGUCACGGCUGCAUUUGAGCUUGGUCUACAUCAGGAUUGUUUCAAUUGGAAGAUCCCACUUGCGGAGCGAGGUCUACGUAGACGAAUGGCGUGGGCGUUACAUACACAGGAUAAAUGGUGUUCUCUUGUCCACGGCCGACCUUCACACAUGUCAGCUGCGAACUGGACCGUUCGCGAUUUGGUUGAAGACGACUUUAUCGGCGCCUUUUCCUCUACCUCUCCAGCCAACAAAAGGCUAGACACCGAGUCUACUGACGGUAACGGCCUCGGCCAUGGCCCCCUGCUAUUCUGUCAACACGUCGCCCUAACCGCCAUCCUUGCGGAAAUUCUCGACACAUUUUAUACCCUAAGAGCGGCCGAACAAUUCGCCGCAGCCGGCAACAACAAAACUCGCUAUAUCCUCGAAAAGGCCAAACCAGUCCAAAUCCGUCUUAAGGAUUGGUUUGCCCGUCUACCCACCGGCAUGAAAAUGGAUUCCACCGCCUCAACAAGCGCAGAAAUUCUUUUCGACGAAGUCACCGAAGAAUCCGCCUCCAACGGUGCGCUGCAUGUCGCCUAUUUUGCGACUGAAAUCACGCUUCAUCGAUGCAUAAUCCGCUCUUUAAACCCCACCACAGCUGACAACUAUCUCUCUCACAUCUGCCGCUCAGCAGCUAAAACGCGCCUUAUCAGCGCAAUGGAUUUUGUGAAUCGUCUUCGCCCGGUCCAUUUACAAGCAUUUUGGCCCGGAUCCUCUCGCACGAAUUUUGCUCUUAUUGGAUCAUUCGGUACCUUACUGUUGGCUACAGCCCCAACACGCGAAGAAGCGGAAUUCUAUCGCCAACGUCUCGCGGAGUAUAGAUGGACAUUGAGCGUGAGCGUGAAAAACGCCCAGUUCUUGAAACAUGCCAUUGAGUCACUCGAUUUGUCGACGAUGCUCGCGCAGAAUGUCCCCGAAAAGCCUGGGAUUGAGGAGUUGAUGGCUGGUGUGGUGGCGAAGAAUAGUCGGUCGAGACGGGGUCCGGCUGGUCGUCAGUCUACUUCUACUGCCAUGGACACCACCGGCCUUUUUACCGGUGCUGGCGUUGGCGGUGAAGGUAUUGGAGGAGGCGCAACAUCGUCCGUUGUCAGCGGCCUAGCUUCGCCGGCUACAAGUCCCAGUAACAUGGACGAAAUGAGUGAUGUCGACGACGACGAUGAUGACGAAGAUGCCGGCGAGGACUAUUAA
Talaromyces marneffei is the source of this 2412-nucleotide messenger RNA. RefSeq lists its product as uncharacterized. Gene Ontology annotation, cellular component: nucleus. Gene Ontology annotation, biological process: DNA-templated transcription. The record is from RefSeq and is a predicted model, not a curated record. Lineage: Eukaryota; Fungi; Ascomycota; Eurotiomycetes; Eurotiales; Trichocomaceae. Bases 1 to 2412 code for a protein of 803 amino acids. Gene Ontology annotation, molecular function: zinc ion binding; DNA-binding transcription factor activity, RNA polymerase II-specific; DNA binding. The transcript is spliced from 2 exons.